Rasamsonia emersonii CBS 393.64 is the source of this 912-nucleotide messenger RNA. RefSeq lists its product as uncharacterized. The transcript is spliced from 4 exons. NCBI's taxonomy places the organism in Eukaryota, Fungi, Ascomycota, Eurotiomycetes, Eurotiales, Trichocomaceae. The record is from RefSeq and is a predicted model, not a curated record. The coding region runs from base 1 to 912 and encodes 303 amino acids.
AUGGCCGCUAGCUGGUUUUGCCCUCCAGACCAGAAGUCGCUCUACCAAGUAGUUGAAAGCUUCAAGAGCACUAAACGGACGAUCCGAGAACUCCGAGAAGAGCUCGAGGCCCUGAGUCAAGCUCUUGAUGCACUACAACAGGUGACCGCAGAUAACGAGGCUACGUUGGUUGCAUUGAAGCUACCUUUGCUGCGGUGCGGUAUAUUUGGGGGGGGGGAUAUCACGAACCUCAAGAUCACACUAGCAGGUUACAAGGCUACCAUCAGUAUUGCUCUAAGGGGUGCAACCUUUCGCCAAGCCGCUGUCACCAUCAAUGUUCUUAAUGAAUACAAGCAGAUGAUCGCGGAAGCAACUUCCGAUCUCCAAGAUCACUUACAAGAAAUGGAAGAAAGGGUGAAGACACUCCAGUUACCUGACGGACCUGUUCAAAAUACGGAUAUUUUGGAGCUGAGAGAAAUUAAAGAGGAAAAGGAAAGCACAGAGCAGUUUCUCGUGAUCUGUGCCCAGGUCUCUAAUUAUAUAGAGGGCAUCCCACCGCGCCUCCCACGCGAUAGCCAUGCUGAUGGAAGGAUACUCCUGGAACAUGAAACGGCUGCUGGUUCCGAUCCUCACCGAGCGCAGAAGAUGACAGGCACCAUACUCGCAGACUUCAAAAGCAGACUUGCUACAAACUCGGCAGAACUUAAGGCCCGGCUGAAGGAGCCGAAUGACAGAUUAAAAGCCCUUUCACAACAGGGUGUGGAAAUAUCGAAUGAAGGUGCUGCCGAGCUAAAAUACAUCAAGGAAGAAAAAGACAGCGUUGCCCAAUGUCUGGCAAUUUGCGCCGACACGUGUAAUCUGGCGGAAAGUGCCCGGACCAAUGAAUUCGAGGAUAUCGUUUCAGCUGACAAUUCGCAUCAACUGGUUGUGUAA